UUUAAUUUCAUGUCCCAUAGCCAGGGCUUUUUCAUUUUCAUUUUAUGUUUGGCCGGAUCUAAGGCAUCCGUUCACCUCCAAUCCCCUUCCUCCUUUCCGGCGGCAAACAAGAUUCUUUGUUUGCCUCUUAUUUUCCAUCAGUCUUCCAACACUCCACGUUGUCUACAGAGAUGCUAAUGACUUCUCGAUUAUUCGCGACUGCCGCCGAGAAAAUCAGGCCCUCGGCGAUGAAGCUGCAAGUUUUGACUUUAACCGAAUCAGCCGCCUCCAGAAUACGUCACCUUCUUCAACAACGCAAUAGACCCUUCCUUCGAUUGGGUGUUAAGGCUCGCGGUUGCAACGGCUUGUCCUACACCCUCAACUACGCCGAUGAGAAAGGAAAGUUCGAUGAACUGGUAGAAGACAAGGGCGUGAAAAUAUUGAUUGAACCUAAAGCUUUGAUGCAUGUUAUUGGAACCAAGAUGGAUUUUGUGGAUGAUAAACUUAGGUCUGAGUUCGUUUUUAUCAACCCAAACUCGAAAGGUCAAUGUGGAUGCGGUGAAUCUUUCAUGACAACAGCUGCUAAACAGGGUGGUAGUUAAGGGAUAUUGGGAGCCCUUCUAAUAAGCUAAGAUUUGAAAUAACCUACUUGAUUCCGAGGAGCUCUCUAAUUUAACCUUCGAAAUAAAACUAAGACGUAAAUGCUAUUAGUUUUGUGGCAGUUGCUGCCAACUAAUUGCAUGAGGAUAGGUGGCAUAUAGAUUCAGGAUUGCCGUGUCACCAUGAUAGCUCGGCAUCUGAAAAUUGUUGUGUAUAUUUCAUUUCAUGUGUGUUUCUGAUAUGAUGUCUAUUCAGAUGAGGGUUGCACGAAAGUUAUUGGAAGAUACAAGACUGUCUUAGGUGUCUUGAGAAAAGUUAUAUUAAAUAGAUUUUUGCAAGAAUUGAAACUCCAGACCACUUGUACUGUUAUUGUGAUUCCUGGUGUUAUCUUCAUUUAUAAAUCUUUUGAGCUGUUUA
Molecule: messenger RNA, 996 nt
Organism: Hibiscus syriacus
Lineage: Eukaryota; Viridiplantae; Streptophyta; Magnoliopsida; Malvales; Malvaceae
Product: iron-sulfur assembly protein IscA-like 1, mitochondrial
Exons: 3
Coding region: 171-581 (136 amino acids)
Biological process (GO): iron-sulfur cluster assembly
Cellular component (GO): mitochondrion; cytoplasm
Molecular function (GO): 2 iron, 2 sulfur cluster binding
Source: RefSeq, a predicted model, not a curated record